AUGUCUUCCCCACAAAAACAUUUUUACAAAGGUCAGGAUAGCGACUUCGUAAUUUUUAUUGAUGAUGAAGCAGCUGCCGAAAAGUUCCAAAAGGGCGAUGGCACAGUCCCUUUAAUAGAAAUAGUCUCUAUCUAUAAGGUCUUCACAACUAGAACUGGAGGUGCUGAAGGUAAGCUCGAUGAAGCUUCGAAGGCAGAACUCGACAACGAAUUUGGUACCUCAUCAGUUGAUGAAGUAAUCAAGAAGAUCUUGAAAGAAGGUUCUAAUAAGCAUGGUGUGAAUUUGCGCAGAGGUGGCAGUUCUACCAAUGACUCCAUGGGUGCUGGUGACACUGGUAAUUAG
Messenger RNA from Dujonia railenensis, 342 nucleotides. NCBI's taxonomy places the organism in Eukaryota, Fungi, Ascomycota, Pichiomycetes, Serinales, Debaryomycetaceae. The record is from the annotation of a GenBank genome assembly.